Molecule: messenger RNA, 807 nt
Organism: Telopea speciosissima
Lineage: Eukaryota; Viridiplantae; Streptophyta; Magnoliopsida; Proteales; Proteaceae
Exons: 3
Coding region: 1-807 (268 amino acids)
Source: RefSeq, a predicted model, not a curated record
AUGUGUAGCAAUCGUGUGUUCAAAUUUUCCACCGAAAAAGAAAGUUUUCCCUUUUUAUUUUCUGUUGUAGGAGAAGAGUGGCCGGAAUCAUUCUACAGUACCGAUUCUGGCCACCGCAGGUACACUGAUGACACCGGCGAUGAAACAGAACAAGAUGACAACGCUAACAGCGUUCAAGAAAGCCAAGUUUUCUGGGAGACUCAACACCAACUUCUAGAUGAAAUAUUUUCAGGGACUAGUUCUACCGAAUCAACAAUCCUACAAGCCACUGAAGAAGCUAUAAGAAAAUCUCAGAUGGCAGGGAACGUUUGUGUCUGCUGGCGUUACAUCGACACCGCCGGUGGUUGCCUGAAUUGCUUGCGGAGAGACGUCUCCGGUCAUCUUCGGAGUGAAGGUUUCGAUUGUGCCAUUUGCGUAUCUAUGUGGAGUAGUUCAUCAGAGAUCCCAUCUGGAAUGCAUAGCUAUCUUGAUGUGGUGGAUAAGUCUGAGGAGGAAGAGGAGGUGAGGGUGGUGAUCGAGUUGAAUUUCCGAGCUGAGUUUGAGAUGGCAAGAGCUAGUAAUGAAUACAAGAGACUAAUCAACCGGAUUCCUGAAAUUUUUGUGGGAAAGGAGGAGAGGCUAAGUAGUCUGGUGGAGAUACUGUGUUUGGCAACUAAGAAAUGCAUGAAGGAAAAUAAGAUGCAUAUGGGUCCAUGGAGAAAACAUAAGUAUAUGCAGGCCAAGUGGUUUGGCACCUGUGAGGUAGAGGACACCAUAGCCACCUCCUCUGCCACUCAAACCUCCUAUGGCCUCCGUGUUAACAUUUGA